GGACAAUCGUGAUAAACGUACACAAGUAUGGCUGUAAAACGUAAUCGGACUUUCCUUGUGCAGUUUCAUACAAAAAAGGCUGAAGCGAAGACGUUGUCAUCUGCGGCGGUUAAAGCGGAGUUACAACGGAAAGUACAUAUACCUAACAAAAAGCAAUUUUUAAACACCAACAAAAUAUUACAUCCGAAAAACAUCAUAUCAUUUUGUGAAUUAUCAGUCUUAGUCCGACUGCGAUCAGACUUAAAAGGUUCAACCGUUAAAUGAUCACCAUUUGCCCUCGAUUGGACAAUGAAAGUUUUAAUACAUUACUGUACAAUCAAUCAAGUACGCAUAUUAAGACUCCCGGCUGCAGGUUUGCAGGAUGUUCCGAUAACAAAACUGUGUGUUUUCGUGAAAUAGAACUACGUUUCUCAAUUUUCAAUGGAAACUGUAAAAAUCAUUUUUUGACAUCUCUUUCUGGGGAAACAUGAUUUAAGCUGAAUGAAUUAUGCAUAAUAGUAUAAAGGCAGGCUUUCAAAACAGAAAUUGUCCAAGAGAUUUUAAAACCAAAAUGAUCGAUUUAGAUUUUUACUGUGACACUUUGAUUGAUUUUUACGGGGAGGAAUGGUGUGUAUUUGACAAAAGAAAGGAUGUCCACAUUCUCCGAGUGUCUGCCUUUCAUCGGAAGAGUGUUUUAAGCAAAGAGCAAGACUUGUAUCAACUGUGUCAAAAGUAAAAAAAAGUCAAAAUCGUGUCUUUGAAAUAAAAUGAUUAUGAAGUGUCGAAGAAUUCACACAAAGUUUAUAUUGCCUAUUGGAUUAUUUAUAGUUUUAUCUUUAGCGCUCAAUUUCAUUCCACAGGAUCGAAUCCUACACAAAAACGUGAUAAUCUUUCGUUUGCCACAUUUGAACUCAACGUUUUUUCCGAACCAGUCCACAACAGUUGUAACUCGGAGCAGUGAACCAGUCCACAUAUGGCAACAACAUCCGUACGAUGAUAGAAUAUUAAUGCAGGCCGAAUUCCGACCAAACGUGGAUUUCGAUAAUUUGCCUCCUAAACGCAUACUACUAGCGGCGGGUUUGGAUGGUUGGGGAGUAAAUGAGGGGAACCAUGCCUUUGUCGAACAUCAAUGUCCUGUGCAAAACUGCCGUCUCCAUGAAUACCCGCCGUAUAAGAAAAUUAUCGACGCAAGAAUAUUUAAAGAAAUGGAGAUAUACGAAGAUAUGUCCAAGGAUGCUAAGUCGGUCGUUCCGCGACACCCGAAUCAAAUCUGGAUCAUGUUUGGGCUGGAGAGUCCGGCGGCUAGUCCGAACUAUGCAAAUGUUCAUGACGUCAUCAACUGGACCGCAACCUACCGGUACGAUUCCACAAUAGUGACGCCAUACGACAAGUUUCAAACAUACGAAAAUUUUACGAAACUUUCUUACUAUAAACCAAUUAAAAACUUUGCAGCCUCCAAAAAGAAGAUGGCUGCUAUUUUUAUGUCCAAUUGCUACGCAGUUAACAACAGACUUGAUGUUGUGAAAGAACUUCAAAAAUUUAUAGAUGUUGAUAUUUAUGGACACUGUGGGACAUUAACUUGUGAGCGAGGAAAGGAAAAGAUGUGCUUUAAAAAACUCAAAGACGAGUACAAGUUCUAUUUGUCGUUUGAAAAUGCAAACUGUCGGGACUAUAUCACCGAAAAACUGUUCUUAAAUGCAUUACGGUAAUUCGAAAUGUAUAAUGUCCUCAAAUUUUUAUUAAUAAUUUCGAAGUACGGGGUAGGAACCAUACACACAGAUUCGCUCGUCUUUUUUCCAAUAACUAACAAAUUGCAUUUCUCUAACUUUUGCAUACAUUAUAUUUUUCUCGUUCACACUUCAGUAAGAUUUGAAGCAUCGAAAGAAAUACUGAUUUAUAAACUGAACAACGAUCAUACGCUUGUUUAUAGGUUCACUCACAAUUGUUUACAUUACCUUAUUAAAUAAUGGUUUUGAAGCAC
Dreissena polymorpha is the source of this 1960-nucleotide messenger RNA. Its product is annotated as glycoprotein 3-alpha-L-fucosyltransferase A-like. NCBI's taxonomy places the organism in Eukaryota, Metazoa, Mollusca, Bivalvia, Myida, Dreissenidae. The coding region runs from base 747 to 1688 and encodes 313 amino acids. Gene Ontology annotation, cellular component: membrane. The record is from RefSeq and is a predicted model, not a curated record. Gene Ontology annotation, molecular function: alpha-(1->3)-fucosyltransferase activity. The transcript has a single exon.